Messenger RNA from Ramularia collo-cygni, 645 nucleotides. RefSeq lists its product as uncharacterized. The record is from RefSeq and is a predicted model, not a curated record. Bases 1 to 645 code for a protein of 214 amino acids. Lineage: Eukaryota; Fungi; Ascomycota; Dothideomycetes; Mycosphaerellales; Mycosphaerellaceae. The transcript has 2 exons.
AUGUUCUCCCGCUACGUUUCCACAGCCCUAGUGUUCGCCAGCGGUACGACCGCUCUGUUCGGCCGCCGUGGAGGAGAUGUCUGCUCUCAAUCUCCCUACGCUGCCAUGCAGGCGUACGUUAGCUAUGCUCCUGCCCAGUCCGCUUGCUGGGCUAGCUACCCUGGCACAACUUCGACCGUCACAGUAACCGGAGGCCACUCCACCAUGUGGGUGACGGAGACAUACCACCAGAGCAUGACCAUUCCAGGUUACGUCUCUCCCUCAGCAACAUACGGAGCUUCCACGACCGACUCGGCAACUGCUCCCGGUGUCUACCCAACAGCAACCUACAGUGCAUCCAGCUCUUCCUCCGAUGUACCAGCCACCCCCACAGUCGACCCACAGCCAACCUUUACAUUCACGCCAUCACCUACAAUCACCCCUACUCCAACCCAGAACGGCGUAGCAUCCCGCAACAAGCGCCGUGCAGUCAUGUCAGACUCCUACGCCCAGUUGAUGGAAUCCUACAGCGCUAUUGGUGAUGUCUGCAUGUCCACUGCUUGCUCAUGCAUUCAGAGCCCCAAGACAACUACUGUCACCUCUGGAUCCAUCACCGCCUACACGAGCACAAUCACAACGACUCUUACUGCUACUUACUCCGCUUGA